AUGGCCAAUAGGAAAUACCAAGCAAUCGAACAAUACUGGCACCGAAGAGGCCCCUUCGGUGUAAUCAGUCGCGCCACCUUACGAACCCUCCAAUUCGUCUUUGCCAUCAUCAUCGCAGCUUUAUACGGCGUGGAUCUGGCCCAUGCAAGCAAACACCAUCUCCAUGGCCAAACUGAAUGGAUUUACGCCGAAUUCGUCGUGGCUCUCUCUGCUAUUACUUGCGCCGUGCACUGCUUUGUCACUGUUGUCCAUGUUUCGUGGGUAACUUGGGAUACCGUGUUGUUCGUUCUUUGGAUAGCGCAAGUGGGUGUCUUUGGAAAUAUUUACAUUCGCCAUGACUCGGAUGUCCAGCAGCCAUACGUCGAGUCUACUCAAUCAAUUACUCGAAUGCGUGCGGCGGUGUGGAUUAGUUUGAUCAAUAUGUUUUUGUGGCUUUUGACGACUAUUCUCGGUGUUGCGUGGUGUAUUCGCACGCGCAAGGUUACGCGCCGAACGGAUAAGGAUGAACAGGAACAGGAACAAGCUCUCCAGAGAUUGCGCGAGGAAGAUAUUGAAACGGGAAUUGUUGUUUUCGGAGAAGACAGAGAAGGAUAG
Molecule: messenger RNA, 594 nt
Organism: Penicillium waksmanii
Lineage: Eukaryota; Fungi; Ascomycota; Eurotiomycetes; Eurotiales; Aspergillaceae
Product: MARVEL domain-containing protein
Exons: 1
Coding region: 1-594 (197 amino acids)
Cellular component (GO): membrane
Source: RefSeq, a predicted model, not a curated record